UAGCCCAGAGUCAUCAAUCAGGCUCCCCAGGUAGAAUUUUGCACGGCAGAAACUUCAGUCCCCUAGUUACUAUCUAUGAAAAACUAUUGAUGGAAUGCAGUUUUGGUUUGCAAGCUGCCCCACUGCUCCCCGCUCCCCUUCCGUUGGCAACUCUUAAAAAGACCACAGAGAAAUAUUUUAUGGGUUGACGCCUCCUUUCUUUCUCCCAGUCCUUAGCUGCCGUAGCAACGGUGGUGGGCCGCACGCUCUACACAAUGGCCGGAGGAGCGGGCAAUGCCUCCUCCAUUCAGGCGGAUCCACUCACGGUCACACGCAUGCUGUAUGGUUUCCUGAUCCAGUCCAACAACUCCUGGUUCCAGGCCAUCACUAGGCCAGAUUUUAAAGGGCCUCUGGGCGAUGAGCCCCUCCAGUAUUACAUCGCGGUCUCCAGUCCCGUCAACUCCACCAGCCUCGUCCAGUAUGUCUUGGCCAACCUCACCGGGACCCGCCUGGGGGACAACAUCACCAAGGAGCAUUGCAAAGAUUCCAAGGACGAUUUCUACAAUUACAUGUGGGUGCGGGGCUCCCCGUAUCCCAACGCCAGCUCCCCCCGCAAGCCCUUCUGCGUCAGGUCGACGGUCCGCCGCACGCCGGCCUCCUCUCCGGCCUUCGAGCUCCAACAGUGGGGAUCCACCGAGUUUUCCACCUGGACGGAGAGUCGCUGGAAGGAGCUUCAUGGACGCAUCUUCUUGGUCGCCAGCAAACAGCUGGAGAUCAUCACCCUGGUGCUGGGCCUCGUCAUCCUCAUCGUCUCGUUCGUGGCCACCUACUUCAUCAACGCCAAAGCCCACGUGCUUUUUUCCACGCCGGGGGACUCCGAAACAGUGGCCUACUGACCGACCUGCGCCCGGGGACUCUGCAGCGCUACGAACCAAGGAAUUGGGCAUGAAUUGGGCCCUUUCUUUGACCACCGUGGAGUGUGUGUGG
Notechis scutatus (mainland tiger snake) is the source of this 966-nucleotide messenger RNA. The record is from RefSeq and is a predicted model, not a curated record. NCBI's taxonomy places the organism in Eukaryota, Metazoa, Chordata, Lepidosauria, Squamata, Elapidae.